GUGACUAGUCACGCUCGUCACGAAAUGUUGUUGCUGCACUGAAAGCUGCACGAUUUUUUCUGCCUGGGAAACCGAGAAGAGCAAAGGUGCUUGUUAGGAUGUUCAGCUCUCGUGACCAGAUUGUUCGGGAAGAUGAGCAAGAAACAGAUAGCUUAAGAUGCUCUGAAGACAGUCUUAAAGAGAAAACGACUGUUACAACGAUUGGAAAGGUGAAAACCUUUGCUGGGCUGGAGGUCGAUGAGGUGGCAUUUCUUAUCAUAUCUGUAGUAAAUGUGUUGAUCGCAAUUGGUCUCACAAUUGACAGAUUAGUGGAACUAAAGAAAGAUACGCCAGACUACACGUUUGCCAUCAUCCUCUUCAUCAACAUAGGUUUCUGUCUGUUUUAUGCAGUUCAUGGUGUUUUGAGGGAACGGGAAUUCGAGCUGUAUGCUUAUAUGGUGGGAAUCCUCGUGCUCUCAUGUUAUAUUAUUAUUGAUCUCAGUGUCAAUUCCCGAACAACUCUGAAAUGGGUGAGAUUUGCAGCAAUUGUAUUUCUUGGUUCUAUAAACAUCUACUUUGUCAUCAAGGUUGCUCAGGGUUUUGGGUAUUUGGCCUUCAAGACUAUCGGAGCUUCAGAGGAAUUACACAAAAUGUACCGAAAUGCUGGGAUGUACUCAUGUCUUCUUAAAUUUGAUCUUCAACUUGCAGUCAGUUUGGCUGUGUUUGUAAUUAUGAAUGUGACAGAUCUUGAACUGCGCGAUAAAGUCACAGUGGGUGUGGGUGUUCCUUUCCAGCUUGCUUGGAGCAUCUUGGGCUGGUGUGCGAUGAGGAGAGAGAUGAUGAUCCUGGUGUGGAUAUUUAUCCCUCUCAGUUUUGUAGAGCCUGCUUAUUUGAUCUACAGAAUAAAUAAGGUGGCUCAUAAUUGGACGGAAGACACUAAAGGUGGUAAAGAUGUUCUUGUUUAUUCCUUUCUUGGAGCAGGUGUGUUCUUUCAGAAAUAUGCAUACCCCUCCCAUGGUGGAUUUUUGGUUUGA
This is a messenger RNA of Orbicella faveolata, 1013 nucleotides long. RefSeq lists its product as uncharacterized. NCBI's taxonomy places the organism in Eukaryota, Metazoa, Cnidaria, Anthozoa, Scleractinia, Merulinidae. The record is from RefSeq and is a predicted model, not a curated record.